Octopus bimaculoides (California two-spot octopus) is the source of this 2321-nucleotide messenger RNA. RefSeq names its product sulfotransferase 1B1. NCBI's taxonomy places the organism in Eukaryota, Metazoa, Mollusca, Cephalopoda, Octopoda, Octopodidae. The record is from RefSeq and is a predicted model, not a curated record. Gene Ontology annotation, molecular function: sulfotransferase activity.
CAUUGGUUGUGGGAAGUAAUCUGCAUGCUGACUGAGGGCAAAGCAGAACGCUUGCAACUAGAAAAAGAACAUUACAUGAUUGAAAACAGCAGCUCGAAAACAUUAGACAACUUGAAAGAGCCGCGUGUAUUAAACGCACACGUUUAUAUCGAGCAAGUUCCUGAAUGCCUUCUUGAAAAUAAUAAAAUAGUCUUGAUUUCCCGCAACCCCAAAGAUACUGCUGUCUCUUGGUAUAAUCACAAUGUUGCUGACGUCGAAACGGAUUACACUGGAAAGUUUCCUGCCUUUUACGAAUUGUUUAGAGUUGGAAACGUUCCUAAUGGUGACUGGUUCAACUACAAUAAAACCUGGUGGGAAUGGUCUAAAGGAAGACCAAAUGUUCUCUGGGUGACAUAUGAAGACGCGAAAUUGGACUUGAAAUCAGUGACUAAGAAAAUAGCAAAGUUCCUUGAAAUUCCAGCUUCCGAUGAAUUGUGCCAGGCCAUUGCUCAUGAAUGUAGCUUUAAAAAGAUGAAAGCGGAGAAGCACAACUUGCUACCUUUCGAGUUACGUGGUGACAUGUCAUUUUAUAGGAAAGGUCAAGUUGGAGAUUGGAAAAACUGGUUCACUGUGGCUCAGAACGAAGAUUUUGACCGGAUAUGGGACGAAAAAAUGAAAGACUGUGAUCUCCCAGUCCAAUUCACAAUUUAAAAGAUGAAAUUUAAAGAUAUUGUAGAACGACUGACAUAUGUUUUAAUUACCAUUACUCUAAUUGUGGAGGUAUUGUUUGAACUAUAGCAUUUGGAUAUGGUAUAUAUAUUUAUAUAUAUUAGUGUGAUCCUAUGUAUAGGUGACAACAUUGACAACAAAAAAUUUUUCCCAAGUAUUUAACAUGAUAAGAAUUAUCUAAAAAAUGCGAUUACAAAAGUAAGGAUUAUAAUUUUGAGACAGUUGCAAUAAUAAUAAGGAUGAUGAUAAUAAAGAUUUGUAAUAAUAGCAGCAGCAGAAGCAACAACAACAACAACUACUAUUACUACAACAAUGAUAAUAAGCCUUUAUGGGCCACGAGGACAAUAUUAAAUAUUAAACGUGUUAUACAAUAUUAAACUUUAUAAUACAAACGCAGUUACAAAAUGUGAAGGGAUGUACAUGCAAACAAAUGAACAAACACAUAGAUAGAUAGAUAGAUAGAUAGAUAGAUAGAUAGAUACAUACAUACAUACAUACAUACAUACAUACAUACAUACAUACAUACAGAGUAGGGUGAAAGUAAUACAAUAUAUUAAGAUAUGUGAAGAUUUCUUAUUGCAAAAUUGUACAAAUAAAUACAAAUGAGAGCAAAGCAUACACACACAUAGAGACACACGAGGAAAAAGUAUCCACCUAGUUAGAAUUAGAUUGCAUGAGUCUAGACACUUUCUGAAAACUGGGUUCUCCAAAAUUAUCUCUGAGCAUUUUCGGUCUAAACCAAAACGUGAAGAGACCCACAGCUUUGCCUUUGGGAGCUGCGCUACCAGUCUUGUCAUCAGCAUUGUAGUUUACGGGAUUCAAUGUGACCGGCAUAUUUAUGAAGACCACACUGACCCACAUGCUAACUCGUGUUACUUUCGUGCUUGCCUUGUACUGUGCCGCAAAGAUGACAAAAAGCCAAAUGUCAACGUCUCUACAAAUGUAUUUGACUGUGACUCUUGUAUAACUUCUUCCCAUUUAUUACAGUGCCAUCUUUUGGAAUGUGUGAAGCGAGCUAUCUUUUGUUUUUGCCUUCAUUCUCAGUCUUAUGGAACUGGCAUAUACUUCCAUACGCUAUAGUCUGGCCGAUGGAGUACAUCUUGCUACACAUCAAUCCGGUUCUCUUUUCACUGUUUCUUUGAAGGUAUAUGGAAACCCAUCCAUUUUUCGAAACAUGGGAGUGCGCUACUUUCUUCUUCGGGCAAGGAAGCACUAGCAUUUGUAACAUACCUCGCCCAUAUUGGCAUUUUUCCGGAGCUGAUCUGUGACACACGUUUGCCAAACAAGCAAAACAUGUGAUGCUGUUGUUAUUGUCAUUGUAAAUGUUUAUGCUUCUGUCAUUUAUGUUUGUAAAUGUAUGAAUGUCUGUGUUUACAAACAUAGAUGCCUGAAUAAUUGUCAUAUUUUAAAAUCUGAUGUCUUCUUACAAAAUUGUCAAAAUAUUUUUCAAAAUUUCGCUGGGGUUUAUUUGCCACUAUAUCAAUCGUUGUUAGAGCAUCCUUCUCUUCCCCCAGGGCUGGGUACCUUGCACCAUAUUUUGUUCUCUCCAGGAUAAUGUACUUGAUGCUCAAACAUCUUAAAGCCUUUCUCCUGGUAAAAAAAAAAGAAGAAAA